Molecule: messenger RNA, 1920 nt
Organism: Ctenopharyngodon idella (grass carp)
Lineage: Eukaryota; Metazoa; Chordata; Actinopteri; Cypriniformes; Xenocyprididae
Product: transmembrane protein 74
Exons: 2
Coding region: 159-1001 (280 amino acids)
Source: RefSeq, a predicted model, not a curated record
UUUGCUAUUAAGAGCUCAGUUCAUCUUUAAAACGGAGCGUGGGAGGGAGAACGGCGGAGAGCAGCAGCCGGGAGGCCAAAAUGUUCAUCAGACGAGAAGGUAUAGUGAGCAUGGCUUGAUGCUGCAGGAAAUCAAGGUGAUCCGUGGGAGUGGAUCUGAUGGCCUCAGUGGAGUUACUCUACAUAGAUAAUAGAGGGGCAAGACCCGAUCCCCCUGGGGUACUGGAUUGGUCUUCUAGUCCUCUUCAUGUUCACAGGCUAAACAGUUCGGUGGAAGAAGCUUCUCCCACUCUGAAGGUGCCUGCCUGUGAGGGACAGUGUAAUUCAGCACCAAGGACGGCUCCCCUCAGAGGACAACAUGGCCAGCACCGCCAUCAUCCCUCAGAGAAGGUCAGGGUGUGUUGUGACGAGGAGCUGGAGACCUCGUUCACUUACAUUGAUGAAAACGUCAAUCUCCGGUUGGCCACCCCGGACACGAGCGAGAAAAGCGCUCGCCAUGCAACUUCGCUCCACGACUCCUCGAGCGAAAUACGUCCCGAGGGCCUCCAGGAGUUGUCGCUGAUGUCUGACAUCGAUCUCAGCUCGGAGAGUUCUGGGAAAUCCGUGGAUUAUGGGUUCAUCAGCGCAGUUACAUUCCUCAUCACCGGGAUCUCGCUGGUGAUCAUAUCGUACACGGUCCCUCGUGACGUCACAGUGAACCCAGACAAUGUCACCGCACGCGAAAUGGAAAGACUCGAAAACGAGAGUGCCAGAAUAGGUGCACACCUGGACAGGUGCGUUAUCGCAGGCCUUUGCCUUCUCACCUUAGGCGGAGUGGUGCUGUCCACUCUGCUAAUGAUUUCGAUAUGGAAGGGUGAGAUGUACAGGAGGAAAGCCUUUGCUUAUUCCAAGCACUCCGCAAAGCUCUACGGUUCGAUUAAUUUAAGAACAAGAUCGAGCCCCAGUCGCUCUUCGCCACCACAUAGUUUGGUCGAGGAGGAGAAUGGUAAUGCCAUUAGUUGACUGUUUUCUCCAGUUCUCUAUUGGACUGCCAACAUAACAUUGACCUUUCCAGCAUGGCCAAAAGAGCUUGUUUUCUGACCUUGUAUCAGUGGCAAUUGCUUACUGAUGCAGAAAAACCUAGUAUCACAUAACAGAUUUCUCAGGCUCCAGAAAUAUACAGCAUGAUAACAUUUGCAUUUGUCAUAAAGCAAGUUACUUUUUGAAUAAACAGAAGUUUGAAACUUCAGGUUGUGUGGCAGGAAGUUAAAUGAAGUUGCCGAUAGUAUUCAAACCCUUACUCUCCAAGCUGACAAUGUAAGAGCUAAAGCUGAUUUAGCUAAAGAAAUUAGUCCGGUUGUACAGAAUCCUGCUGCUAAUACUGACAGUCCUACUGCCUCUUUCUUACUCUUUCAGAAAACUGAAAUAUUCCCACUUCAUCCAUUUCAUUUAGUGCUACAGUCUCUGGUUUGGAGCAUGUCAGUGCAUUUAGAUGCUCAAAAAGCAUUGUCCUUUGAAACACUGCUAAAAUCCAAAUGUAUUUUUGGGAUGGUUUUGCCAUUAUUUUCUCACAUUGUCCUUGUUAGUUCAUGUGUGGAACAAGCCAUGCAGAAAUCUAAUACUUUUUUCCCCCAAGCACUAAAAUAUUUUAUAAAUAUUUAAUGGAGGAAGCUGCCACACAAUGAUUUGCCAUCUUUUGGAAAUUUAAAUCCAUCUCUCUGAGAGAGCAUAACCCCUGUAUCUUCACUGACACUAUAUACACUGUUGAACCUAAAGUAUGUAACAAGAUAUUGACACAGACAAGAAAAAAUAUAUUCUAUGCUCACAUAAGAAUACAAUCUGUUAAAUCUCUAUCAGUGCAUAUUCUGAUGAUAAAUGACAAUUCAUAAAACUCAUAACUGACUCACUUUCUGGUAUGAAAAUAAAAUUAUAUUAUUCUUGA